CCAUUGACAACAACAACCUAUUGGAAAACGUAUUGACAAAUUUUGGAGCGGAUUUUGCAAAAGCGAAGCGAAGAAAACGUGCUUUAUCUGCCACAUUUGCGGCAUUGAGAUUGGAUCGAAAUCCUUCCAAAUAGCCCGGCAUAUUUAGCACAUUUUUUGCGCCAAGUCUUUUGCAAACGAGCGAGCAACAGGUUGCCAGAGGUCCUUCUAUUAGUCACGGAAAAGGUCAACAUUUGAGAUGAGCUGUCGGCCGCCUCAAUGCCGUGCACCGAGCAAGCCCUGCAGCAGCGGACCCUGCGGAGGAUGCAAGCCCUGUGAAGGAUGUGGACCCUGCGGAGGCUGCGGACCAUGUGGACCCUGUGGCGGCUGUUGCUGUUGCCAGCAGCCGUGUGCCGUGAUCUCGUACGAGCUGACCAGCGGUCCGGUCGGACCCGUUCUCCCCUGCAUGCAGUGCCUCUGCUGCAACGGCGGCUGCACCUGCAGCUGUGCCCCGCCCUUCUAUUAUGUGCCCAACAGGUGCGGCUGCUGCUACGAGUGGGGCUGUUUUGGGCCCUUCUACUAGCCAUGGCAGAGGUGACAACUCAAUGCCGGCUGCCCCGCCCGCCCACUCGUCACGGUUGUCCUGGCUGUUGUUGCACUUUUGAUGAAACUUUUCAUAUUUUUGACUGCAAUAAAUUCACGUGUCACACAGAGAUG
This is a messenger RNA of Drosophila subobscura, 696 nucleotides long. RefSeq names its product male-specific sperm protein Mst84Db. The record is from RefSeq and is a predicted model, not a curated record. The transcript has a single exon. Lineage: Eukaryota; Metazoa; Arthropoda; Insecta; Diptera; Drosophilidae. Bases 239 to 562 code for a protein of 107 amino acids.